AUUUUAUUGUUUUGUAGAAAUUUGUAACGGAGAAGAAUGAAAAUGAAGAAAGUAUAACAGAUGUCUUAAAUCUUGGAAGAUAUAUAGUCACAAAUCAUUUGGUCUUGAAAGAGAAAUAUACAGAGGUCACCAAUGAUAUUGACAGGUUUAAGAACAUGUGGAAUCAUAUGCUUACCAAGGCUGAUGAAUUCUGUAAAAUGUAAGUGCUUUGAACUUCCAGAUUCAUUAAUAAUUCAUGAGGAAUAUUAUGAUAAUAUAUUAUGAAUAAUGCAUUUGAUUGUUUUUUUUCUGCUAAUCCCUUUACAGAUUUGGUAUUCCGUUCAGUCAUAUUGAUAUGAGUGUAAGUGUUUUAAUUUCUUUUGCUAGUACAAGUUCUUAAUAUUCAGGAUUUUCCUAUAUCCUCACGUAUUGCUUAACAAAACAACCAUUUACCGACCUCUCCUUUUGUUAGUCAUCAGAUCCUUUGCUUCAGUGGAAACGAAAAGUGGACGAAGUAGAAAAGUGGAUUGCAGACGCUCGUGAGAAAUUACAUCUUAAGAAUAACGUCAGGGACUUUGCUGUACUAAACAUGCUCCCAGAAACUGCAAAUGUAAGACAUUGAUGUAUGGUAUUUGUAAUGUUAAAAAGAGUCAAGCCUGUUUGUGAUCUUACUCUGAGUGUAUAUCACACCGGGCAAGCUUGAAAAAUAUGCCUGGCCACGAUGGGAAGGCAUAUUUUUCCCACCGUGGCCAAGCAUAUUUUUCAAGCUUGCCCGGUGUGGAUACACACUCAGAGUAACAUCACAAAUAUCACAUUCACCUGAGUACAUAACACCAACACAGAAUAAAAUCAUGAGUAAAGCCUGGUUUACACUAUCAAAGAUUCUGUGAUCACAGUAGGAAUUUUGCAUCAGUAAAUUCUAAAUUUUGAUGGAUUUGUAGGAAAUGUUUGAGGGACCUAACUUAGUGUUUAAUAUUAAGUCAGUUUGUUCAAGCAUUUCUUACAAAUCCAUCAAAACUUUGAGUUUACCUAUGCAACCAGCCUUAAGGUGGAGUUACACGAGCAACAAAAUUGCUGCAACUUGCAACAAAAUCUGAUUUCAACGCAUGUUAAUUGAAAAUGUUUACACAUAAAUUACAAAUCACGAGGCAACAUGUGUCGACAUUUCUACUUAACAUGCGUUGAAAUCUGAUUUUGUUGCAAGUUGCAGAAUUUUGUUGCUCGUGUAACUCCACCUUUAAUGGUUCGGUUUUAAGCUGUUCUCUCUAGAGACCCAGUAAGGUCCAUCCUUAUUGGCCCAUUGUUACUAUAGUAGCAACUUAGAGUACCUGGAGAAAACUUACAAUGUUUGGUAGAAAGAAAUUUGAAGUAUUUUUUGACAUGUGAUGAAGGACAACUGCAUAUUGAGGGAAUGAAACUACAGUGGCGACUGUGCAACCACCACUCAGCAACUUUAGAUUUAAUUUCUUGCUAGCGUAAUACAUGACAUGAAAAACUUUUACGAGGAAUUAGUUCUAUUAACUCUGUUCAUUCCUGAAUAGGAGAUAACAAGAGGAAUAGACAACUACUGUGUACCACAACUGAACGAAAUCACCUCCAGAGCACAAGAUAUUCUCAACGAAAAGGAAUCAAGUGGACAGAAGAAUGCUGAGAUUACUGAAACUAUUGCAAGACUCUCGGAGAAGAUUAACGAUUUGAGGCAAUACACAGAAUCGCAGAAAGUUCAGUAAGUCUUGUUAUUGUAGUUUCAAUGUUUGUUUUAAUUUAAUUUCCCCGUAUUUUUCACGGUCAUGUUUUAUAAAGCAGUUAUCACGGAAGGAAACCAGAGUAUCAGCAUAAAAUGUCCGGUGUUUAUUUUGCAGGAAGAAGUGCUAACUAAUCCCUCGGCUACCGAUAUUUUGCGCCAAACAUUCUCAGUAAUCUAGGAAAGUUUAGGAGGCGUAGACUUUCGCGAAGCUCUUCGUCUUUGUUUAGAACGAAGGAAUUUUCAAGGAAGUAAUUUCUUGAAGAGUAAGGAAUUUGCGGAAGUCAAUUACGAGGUCGACUUGUAGCAAGUCUCAAUGUGUUGCAACAAUCCGAUACAGAAUAUAAAUAAAACGGUUUUGCAAUAAUGCAUUGAACGGCAUUUCCAAAUGAAACAAACUUUAUUUUUUUGAACGAUCUGUGUUAGUUUAGCUAGCGACAGUAACAAUACAGUAGUUGUUUCCUUAUUUUUAUUGCCAUUUCCCUUCAAAAAGCCACUGCUUUAUGUAUUCCACCUUACAGCUUUAUUUGGCUGUUCGAGCAGCUUGCCAGUCCACACAAGGAGAUUGAAUGUUGUGAUGACACAUCGAGGUGGUGGUGAGUACGUGUGUGGAUGGCAAGGAUCCUUAGGGGAUAUUUUUGCCGCGUCAACCUGCGUGAGCCUUAUAUGGCUAUUGUGUGAAUAUGGCUUGUGUGAAUAUUUAAUUACUUGUGUGAUUUAUUAAUAUAGACUCUGAUAUACUUACUUACUUACUUACUUACUUACUUACUUACUUACUUACUUACUUACUUACUUACUUACUUACUUACUUACUUACUUACUUACUUACUUACUUACUUACUUACAGAUUUAUUUAGCCACGCUGAUUUAUUUAGUUGUAAAAUACAAUCUGUUGAUUUUCAGAUGAUUACCAGCCAAGUGUGUGUCGAAUCACAAAUAUUAAAAUAUUUGAUAUUUUAAAGUAUAAAUUAACUCUAUUAUUUAUGAUUUGAAAAUACUGUAAAAGAAAAUGUUUAGUUAUUCUGAUAAUCCAUUGUUCUAUAUUCACAGUGUACGAAACGAAACACUGGCAUUCUUCACAGAGAAACUAAAUUCUUCAGAAGUGAUGGUGGAUCGCGUUCUGGAAGAUUUGAAGAAAUUGAGAUCAGUUGGAUCAGAAGCCGCAGUUGUUCGAGAUCAAGUCGAUUUGAUCAAGGUGUGUGAACAUAUGAAGUUUUUAGGCAGAGGUUUUCGCUGACUCAGAAAACGCAUGUUUGCAGACACUUCACAAAGGCGGGCGAAUACACCCUUCCGGAAAUAUAUUGGGUUUAGAGCCUUUUAUCUUGUUACUGGUGAAAAUAACUUUCCAGUACUUUCCGGAAGGGUCUGUUUAUGUUACCAUCAUAUGACCACCUUUUGUUACCAUUGGGCGGAAUUUUGCUUUGUCUUGUGAUUUCUCGGGUGGAACUAGAAAAGACAAGUAAAAGUUCUCCACGCGCAAAAUUCCGUCUAAUCGAAACCGGCUUUAGUUCUUUAAAUACGACAUGCUGCAACGUUCGUGCGCGGUGUUCGACGAACGGCUUUUUGCCCAUGACGCACGACUUUUUACCAGAUGAACUUCCCACUUGGCACGUUGUCAAAAAUGUCAACAAGAGUACCUUAGAAACAGAGUACGCAUUUCUCAAGCAGUACAACUCAAGUUGUAUAAACAGGUUGCAUGCAACAGUUUUAGGCAAAAGUUGUGUAGUGUAAAACGUACUGAACUUCAGACAUCAUUUUCUCUUUGGCGUCCAUCUAAAAUCUCACUGAACAUACUUUCUAUUAAGUUUUUAUUUGCCGCUUGAAACCAUCUGAAUCAUUACAGCUGUUUCCGCGUAGUACACAAUUGAUUUUACUUCCUAUUUACGUGUCAAUGUCUAUACGGGCUACACCGUUUCAAUAUAUACCUUUUAAAAGAGACCGAAACUGUAUUUCAGUUCUAUUUUACAUUAAUGAUCACUUGUGGUCAUUUUGCAUAUAUUUUCUCCACUUCACUAGACACGCUUUGUUUUUGACAGACAGCUUUUAUGAAUUUUUGCAUCUCUAAUUAUUAACAGUUCCCUCCGUUGGCUUGCUACGUUGUUAUGUAAUGCUGUAUAAUCUCAUCUAGGAAUCUGAAAACUACCUUCAACAACAUUUGUCAGAGUUCGAAGAAUCUAAGCGACAAAUUGUCGAGAUGGAAGACAAGGGUUAUCUUUCGACCGAUGGUUUUGAAGGCACGUUGAAGACAAAGACUGUUGAACUGGAACCGCGUAUGGCUGCAGUCGAGAAGCAAUUUUCUGAUACUAAGAAUCGGUAAGAUCUACGCUCAGAACACUUGUGACUCUUAUUGUAGUACGCUCAGAACUCUUGUGGGUUAUAGAACCAUGCAUUGACAGUAUUAAUAUAGUACAAACCCAAGUUUACCCAACACAGCGUUUGUGAACAUAUAUAAAGUUCUCGAACAUCAUGUUGAAAUAUGUGAAGUUUGUGAGGAUAAAUUUGACCCGGUUUGAGUCAUAUUGACAUUACAGUGUGUGCUAGUGUAUUUCAGUGAUGAAAAUGGUCCUGGAAUAUAGUUUUAUAAACUGAGUAUGGGUAAUCAGGAUUCUAUGGGGCUCAAUACGCCUAGCUGCAGGGUAAAAGCUCUUAUCACGGCUUUGAUAACAUCCGAAAUGACAUUUCGAGUGUCGAAUUAUAGCUUAGCUUGAUUCCAGUUACACUAUAAAGUUCAUUCAAAGUCAAACAAUCUUUUAUGGUCAGGAAAAACAUUUCGUGACACGAUUCAUCCCGAGCUGGCCUGGCUUAUAUAAACAGCCCUUUAAUGGAAAAUUCUAGUGAAUAAUUAUCAUAUAAACACUCAGUUAAAUUGUCUUUAUGUAGAUAGUGCGUGGUCACAAAUAGCUACUCGCAAAGUUUCUUUUGACCACAACGUUGGAUAACUUGCAAGCAAUCACAUCAUAGCUUGCAAAAGUAUGGUAUUAUGAGAAAUCACUUGUAUAUAUUCUCUGAAUUAAACAUUGUGAUUUCUUAUUGUAAAGCGCACCUCAUGUUUACCAGUUAGGCAUUCAAUUUGCCAAUUCGGGAAUUCUAAGCACAAAGGCUGUGGACAAGGCCAAUAUGUUUUUCAGUGUUGGAAAUCCUAUUCUAAUUAAAUUAAAUUAUGAAACUGAGUACCCAGCACAACCUCGCAUACCAGGCUCCUGGUUUGUAAUUGAGCCUAUCAUAGAGCGCUUUGACUGGUCAGACCCGAAUUAUUUUCUCUGUAUCAAUGGAGAGAUCUGGUCUAUGUUUCUCAAAUAUCUAGCGAAAAUGGACCUCAUUCUAAUUUUAUCUAAAUUUUCCAGUCAGGUAGGUCCGAAGUCCAAACGUUGUGUGUUUCAUUCAACAAUUUGGCCGGUCUGGCCAAUUCGUUAGGAUGAACCUUCCCAUUGGGGUAUAAGUGCACUAACCCGAAUGGGACGAUUUCUUUGUGACGUCGUAGUUAGAAGCAACAAGGAAGGUCGCACCACAGAAUAGGAAGUUAUACCAGAAGCGUAACUCUAGUCGUUUCCCUUAUUGUUUGACGUCCACGAAAAUUUUAACUCGCUCACGUCAGGCCACGCCAUCCUGGCUAGUACAGCCGGAAGUUUUUAUCAGGAUUUGGUAGGUACAAAGUGCCGGUUGUACUAGCCAGGAUGGCGUGAUUGAUGACGAAUCGCUUGUAAAAACGCGGACAAAUAUUUGCUCGAGUUACGCUUCUGGUAUAACUUCCUAUUCUGUGGUCGCACGUUCGGGCCUUCCAAGGCACGUUCUCUAAUCAUUCAACGUACCACAGAUCGCAUUGAAUAUGAAUCGCAUUGAAGUGAGCGAAUAAAUCCGCACUUUAACCUGAGAAACUUGUGCUCAACCGCGCAGCUAGAUAAUACGAGUCGACUUAUAGCAAGUUUAUCUAAUCAUGAAAAUCAGAACACUAAAGGAGAUCAUUAGCCGAAUUCACUUUGAGACGGGAAAUUCGUCUAUGACUAUGAAAACCCGUCUGAAUACAAAUUCGGAAAUCCGUGUGAAAUUUUACGUAGGUUUUACUAUAUAUAAUUUUAUAUGCUUAUCUCGAUAAUUCUAAACCCAAAAACUCGAAAAGGAAAUCCAAUGACUGACUUGCUGUUGUUCUUUUAUCUCAGACUUGCAAAGGGCGUAAUCAAUUUCCAUGGUCAACAUAAGGAUGAUGUGAAGAAAUGGUUAAGAUAUUGUGAGAGAAAAUUGAAUGAGAUUAACAGUGAUGCUGAUGAGAUCAACAGCGUUUAUGACGAAUACUGCAAACUGCAGGUAACUCAUCUCAGAAAUAGACCAAAUAUAGCGUAACGAUUAGCCACGUAAGCUUUGCGUUUCCGGGAACGGCAAACGGCAGGUUCGAACUUUCUUGGCAAAAUUUUUGUUAAACGUUUUCGUUUCAUAUUUUCAUAUUUGUAUCGAAAGAAUAGUCAUGCAUUGCAGUUUUAAAAUAGCAAGUUUAUUUACUCUUUAUUGCCUGAUACCGUAAAAUUUUUCUUUGCCUGGCGUUUGCCGUAUAACGCGAAGCUUAAACUCUCUAUUAUUGACAAAAUGUACGGGGAACUAUCUCGUAACUUUUUAAAAUUUCAUUAGACUUUUCCUUGCUAAGGCAAUCGGUAAGAAUCUCCCACAACCCUUGUGUGAAAAAUUGAAAAUCUUCCUCGGUCUUCUUGCUAAGGCAAGUGAUCCGCAAGAUCCAACUUUUUUCCAGGUUUACCGGUAGGUAAAAUUUUAAAGCCCUCAUUUGCAUGAUGGAUGGUAUGGUAGUCUCUACUAGAUUCAAAGUUUGUUUUUAUCUAUUUCACCGCCAGUUUAACGUUUGUAUUUCCCCAGGAACUGAGACGAGAGGUAAUUAAAGGAGAACAAGGUUUCUUGAACACACUGGAGCUGAAUGAGAGGUUGAUCGCAGAAGCCAUGUUGAAUGAACAGCAAGGGAAAGAGUAUCAAGGAGAGAUUCAAGCGAUUGCUAAAUCAAGAAAUAAACUUCAAAGACGAAUUCAGGAAAAGCACUCUAGGUAUAGAAAUAUGUAAUACUUUUUGUUUGUAUUGUAUGUUUUAUCGCCAUGCAAUCCAGAAGUCAAAUCUGAACUUCUCUAGUGUCCCUACAGGAGGAGUUCCUGGUAAAGCCUGCCGUGUUUUAGUGGAAUCAAAAUGGGAAACUAUAUAUUCUUAUGUGCAUGUUAUAUGUAUAAAAGGUUUCUUCUUCUGCUAACUAAUCUCAGACUAUUAGUAAACUCGUCUAAUCAUUUGGUUAUAGGUUAUACACUACACUGAUUGAAGGUUUAAAUGGCAUGUUGUCCACCUCAAUUCAUGCUUUUGAAGAAGCUCAAGCAACUUUAUGUGAGACGAAGUUAUGUGAAGACUUUGAUACAGCCACGGAACAGAUGAAUGGCGCAAAGGUUCGCAUAUAUUUUCCCAUCCGCGAUCACACAUAGUCAAUGUCCUUAGUGUAAACUGGUCUCAUGGUUUGCGCGUAAUUCUCCUGCAUUAUGCAAUUCCAGCUAUACACUAAAUUUCGAUUUAGGCAAGAAGAACAAAAUCCAUCACAACAGCUAGAAAGAGCAUGUUAAAAUUAGUAAAAUUGCAAAGUUUGGUUCCGAAAGUUUGGUUCCAAAGUUUGGUUCCGGUGCAUUUUCCCGUGCAUAAUACAAAUUAAUACAAAAUUUGCAAAUUUCGCAGUGCUAUAUUUUCCUCAUUUUACAACAUUUCGCAACCAAACUUUGUAAUUUUACUCAUUUUAACAUGCUCUUUCUAGCUGUGGUGAUGGAUUUUGUUCUUCUUGCCUAGAUCAAAAUUUAGUCUAAAGAUGGAAUCAUCCAUUGCAUGCAUCAACGUUUAGAAUUGCAUGUUUCCUUAUGUUUAGCGUAUUGCGGAGGGCAUGGUGGAGCUUGAAGAGAAAGCACAGGGAACUCUAGAAUUGGCGACAACAAUAACAACGUUUGGUAUUCUUAUCCUUAACGAAGAAGACAAGACUGGAGUGGAUGAAAAAAUCAAGCAGUUGAGGGAACAUGCCAGUACAAUGACGGGAAAAUCACGUGUGGAGUUUAACCGGUAGGUUUGGGUGAUAUAGGUAUAGGGCUUUGGUGUCGCAAUCGUCAGAGCACUCGCCUUUCACCUCUGAUAUCGCGGUUCGAUUCUCGUUCCAGACUCAAGAUAUUCAUGUGAAAAGAGUAAGUCGAUGCUCUGCCGAAUAAAGGAAUAAAUAUAUGCACAACAAAGUUCGAAAUAACAACAAAUUUUCGAUUUUUGGUAAAAAUAGUUUUUACUGCAGAUUAGUCGAAACGUAGAAUUAGACUGAAAAAUGAAAUUGUCGGAGUUUCCGUUGUACUAUAUUUUAUUAAAAUACUCAAUGGCUCCCGCAAAUUUCCUACCCUUUUUCUUUCUGAGAUGGCCUGGACUUUUGUUUAAUGGAGUUUGGAAUGCUUGUUAUAAUGAUUGUACAGGUUGAAUAACGUAUGGGAAAGAGGUAAAAAAAAUGCACAACUUGAAAAAGUGAGGAACAUUUCAAACCCUGAUUAAUUGAAGAAAGAGGAAUUGCUGUUCUUCUCUGACGUUGGUGUCUGUUUUAGCAGGCUGUUAGACGAAUAUCUAGUGCUAUUCAGAAAGGAAAUUGAAGAUCGGAAGACUUGGAUUGCUGUUAAUGAGAACAGGAUGUCAUCAAGUUAUUUAGAAAUUGAAGAUCUACCUGGAUUUCAGAAAGAACUGAACGAACAUAAGGUAAUGUAAUCAUUGUAACGCUUUAUUGAGUGCUAGUUAUCCAUUGUGCCAACUGUCAUUAGAAAUCCUAAUUUGUUACAUCUGUAUUCUAAUUUCCAGGAAUUCGAAGAAGAAUUAAACCAGAAAAACAUGGAGAAGAUGGCGGAUGCAGCUGAGAGAGUGACUGAACUGGAGAGGAAUUACAAAACGGAUGUGAGAAAUUUAGAAAAAAGAUGGAAAGUUUUAAAGGAAUGGUCAAAUGAUUAUUCUCUGGAAUUACAAAAAGUCGUCAAAGAAUGGAAGGUGCUAAAACAAGAACAAGACUUACUCGUGGAAUGGUUAGAUCCAAACGAGGAACAAUUGUCGAAAAUUAACGAGAAAAUAAAUUGGUCGGAUGAAGAGGGAAUGAAAAAACAGAUUGUAGAUCUCAAGGUAUGAGUUACCCUUUGUUGUCUUGGCAACGGGCAUAAGUAAUCAAACUAUCACUCUUAAUUUUACCGAAAAACACAGCACGAAGUUUGUUGUCCCUACAAGUACAAAGUUAUGCAGAACAUGAUAUAUAACGCAAUAAUUAAGCCACAUAUACAAGAGUUAUUCUUGCAUGUAUAGAUGUAUUCUUAGCAUGAUAUAACAUACUUUUUUCUGUCCAAUAUAUUUGUGAAUGAGAAAGACCUUGGACAGGGAGAGUGUAAAUCCAAUUUCCUCUCUUUAGAACAUUCAAUCUGAAUUGGAAGACAAAGGAGUAGUUUUAUCCCAGUCUCAUAUCAAAGGCAUGGCAUUAAUGAAGUUUUUGAAUGACGAAGCAGCCGCAUCGAGAACCAUUGAUCGAGAACUUUCUCAGCUAGAUCGGAGAUGGAAUACAAUGGCUAAAGAUAUCAUAGCACGGAUAGAAUUGGUAUGUAGGCUCGUCUUCACAUCUUUUAUUAAGAGGUGUAUAUUUCGAAGUUUUACAAUCCAUUUUGCGCUUUAGCUAAGGAACAUUCAGUACAAGCAAGCUGAUUUGAAGGAAAAGAAAGAACGUGUGAACACCUAUAUUGACGAUACAAACGCGGAACUUGACGAACAUGAGACGAAGACACAACGACUGCAAGGGAACAUGUCUCAGGACGUUGAAGAUGGAGAAACAGCGAGAGAAAAGAAAGUCCGAAUGAAAAAAGAAAAAGAAACUCUUCAACAAGAUGUUGUUGGCUUGGUUAAAAGUUUGGAGGUAUGCACGAAAUAUUUAUGUACUCAACUAAAGGUUUUUGUCGACACGUUAGCAUUGUUAGAUCAUGCAUGCAUUUGUUAACUUUUGAAUCCAACCUACAGCAAUGCAGCAUGCCAUUUAUUCAUACCGCUACAUUUCUCUGUCAGCCUCUCUCUCUCUGUAGAGGUCCAGUAUGGAUCACACCAGCCUUAACUAAAUUUCUACUUACACAAGAUAUGUCUAUUAAUAUUUGUAAACUUGAUUUUUUUCUGUGUUGGUGUUAUGUACUCAGGUGAGUAUGAUGUUUGUGAUGUUACUCUGAGUGUAUAUCCACACUGCAUGGGCAAGCUUGAAAAUAUGCCUGCCUACGACCUUUGGAAUACUAGCCCAAUGCUCUGGUAUUCCAAAGGCCGUAGGUUCUAUUCCCACCGUGGCCAGGUAUAUUUUCAAGCUAGCCCGGUGUGGAUAUACACGGUAUGGAUAUCACAAACAAUAUUUGUAAACUGUUGUCACAAAGUCUGGUCACAGAGGCAACAUGCACUCAUACCAAUCAGUCUCAACAUUCCUAAUUUUUUUUUCUCCAGGAAAGAAUCGCUGAAUUUCCAAGAAGCCAAGCUAUUGUUGAUCGUAUCAAUACUGCAAGCAAAGACCUGGAAGAUGUAGCUGAUGAAGAUUCUAAAGCUGCACUCCAUGACGAACUUGUUAAUUUCAAUGCUAGAUGGCUGGUUAUUGUCACGAGACUUGAAGAUUAUUCAUCUACCGAUCUUCCAGAUCCAGGCUCAUUUGGAUGCAUGGGCUUCGUGAAACGAAGAUUAAGUGGAUCGACAUACUAGUCUACCCCGUUAGAAAUUCCUAGAAUUCCAAGAACAUAUAUUUAUACGCACCCGUAGUUUUGUAUUUUUCUAUGAAUAUUUAUAGCUAUUUCACCACAAUACGCAGCCAAAAAGGCGAAGUAAAUUUUACGUGCCAAUCGAUAUACACUUUGGGAAUUUGCUUGUAAUAAUUUCAAGCAGUUGACAAUUAGAAUUGUAGUUAGGAAAGAUAGAAAGGUUGAAGGGUUAGUCUGAAUGUACGGCCUUGUUCUCCCUAUUGUCGUGCUCAUUUAAAUUUUGCGCAUGUAUAUAUGGCAGAGCAAUAGUUCGUUAGAAUUAAAUGCGCUUAAAUAUAAGAAAGUGCGCGAAUGAUACUAAUGAUGGGAACGUGACAGGAGCGCAAAUCGUAAUGAGACUAAGACAAUUAAAUGACCCAAGAUGGAAGAUUGACCAAAAUGAUAGCAGAAUGUAUGUAAAUAUUUGUAAUAAUGCAUAAUAACAUAGACAAGUAAAAUUUCUGAUUGUGGAAACAAUGUUGGCCGAUCUAAAGGCCAUGUUACACGGUGCAAUUUUUCUUGCAACUUGCAAUGCAAUUCUACUCUUGAGAAAUGUAAAAUUGCCAAAUACGAGUUACUUUACACUCCGUUUUCUCAACAUAUCGAAAAUUCUUCACUGAUUUCACUAAUUAACAUCUCUCAAGAGUAGAACUGCAUUGCAACUUGGAAGAAAAAUUGCACCGUGUAACAUGGCCUUAAUUGGACUCAUUUUUUUUCUGUUUCUGCGACAGAACUGAAUCCGGUUGUCCCAAUCUUUGUAUAUUAUCAUUAGUGUGUUAAACAUGGGGGUUGGGAGGGAAAAAAUUUGCCAGAUAUCAAUG
Paramuricea clavata is the source of this 11321-nucleotide messenger RNA. The record is from the annotation of a GenBank genome assembly. NCBI's taxonomy places the organism in Eukaryota, Metazoa, Cnidaria, Anthozoa, Malacalcyonacea, Plexauridae.